Molecule: messenger RNA, 1113 nt
Organism: Saitoella complicata NRRL Y-17804
Lineage: Eukaryota; Fungi; Ascomycota; Saitoellomycetes; Saitoellales; Saitoellaceae
Product: ribosomal protein S5 domain 2-like protein
Exons: 3
Coding region: 1-657 (218 amino acids)
Biological process (GO): poly(A)-dependent snoRNA 3'-end processing; U4 snRNA 3'-end processing; rRNA catabolic process
Cellular component (GO): nucleolus; cytoplasmic exosome (RNase complex); nuclear exosome (RNase complex)
Source: RefSeq, a predicted model, not a curated record
AUGUCACCAACAACAACCACCACCGCCCUCCUCCACCGCGCAGACGGCUCCUCGACAUGGUCCCACGGCCCCACAAAACUCCUCUGUUCCGUGAACGGUCCGAUGGAGGUCAGGUUACGCGACGAGCAAGUCGAUAAAGCGACGAUUGAGGUUAUCGUACGGCCGGCGGUUGGUGCACCAGGAACACACGAGAAAUCACUCGAACGGAAACUCCUGUCUGCGAUUUCGCCGAUAAUCCGUGCGCAGCUGCAUCCACGAACCCAUAUCCAAAUCACCAUCCAAAUCAUCUCAGCACCCCCAUCACCAGAUGGAAGUGUACACGUUUUGGCGGCGGGGAUUAAUGCAGCUUGUAUGGCCCUGAUGGACGCAGGCAUACCCAUGUCAUCCACAAUCUCCGCCGUCGCGAUCGGCGUAGACGAACAAACAGGUGCGAUCUCGAGAAUAGAGGACGUAAACAGCGCACGAUCAACCCACGUCAUCUGCUACGAAAAUGUCCACAAACAGUUGGUGCUGUGUGAGAGUCUUGGUGAUUUUUCCGAUGAGGAGUUUUUUGGGUGUUUGGAGGCUGCGAGGGAGGGGUGUGAGGAGGUUUAUGAGCGCAUGAGGGAGGGGAUUAGGGAGAAGGUUGAGAGGAAUGAGGUGUGGAAACAAGCAUAGGGGCAGAGGUGGGACUUUGAGGAAGCACAGGAGGGAAGAGUCACGGAAGAAUUGCAGGCAAUGGUUGGAUAGUGAUACCAUCUGCCAACGUGGGAAAGCAGAUCAAGUCUCCACGAGAAGCAGACGACACGCCUCAAUUAAAUCAGUAUAACAGAUAUAAAAGGUAUACAUAAACACACACAAACAACCCCCUCCCCGAAAUCGCUCACUUGACCCUCUUCCUCAUCGUCGGCAUCCCAAACGGCGCAUCCUUCAACCUGCCCGAAACAAUCCUUCCCCUCUCCGCAUUCCUCUCCCUCAACUCCUUCAACCGAGCAGCGACGUCAUACCCGAUUCCCUCGCCAGCGACUUCCCUAACUCCAUCCAUAUGUUUGCUGAUCUUGUUCUUGCCGGUGCGGAGGGUGUUGUGGAGGUUGGCGUAGUCGGACUGACGCGCGCUGUCCAUGACGGUCGUGA